Mercurialis annua (annual mercury) is the source of this 1218-nucleotide messenger RNA. RefSeq lists its product as uncharacterized. Bases 1 to 1218 code for a protein of 405 amino acids. NCBI's taxonomy places the organism in Eukaryota, Viridiplantae, Streptophyta, Magnoliopsida, Malpighiales, Euphorbiaceae. The record is from RefSeq and is a predicted model, not a curated record. The transcript has 5 exons.
AUGCUCUCUUAUGAUGGUAGAGUCCAACUCAUCCAGUAUGUUCUUCUAAGCAUGCAUGUCUUUUGGGCAUCAACCCUAAUUCUUCCUAAAAGUGUCACAAAAGAAAUUCAAAAUAUUUGCUCUAGAUUUUUAUGGUCUGGAAAUGUUGAGGGCAAAAAUAAAGCUCUUGUUGCCUGGAAAGAGGUGAUUAAGUUAAAAAAAGAGGGAGGCUUGAAUAUCAAAGACAUUGAGGUCUGGAACAGAGCAGCAGUAAGCAAGCAUGUUUGGCAGAUUAUUGAGAAUACAAAUAACCUCUGGGCGAAAUGGAUUAGUACUAAUAAGAUCAAAAAUGGCAAUUACUGGAGUAACAAAAGUGAUAACAAUUCCAGCUGGGUGUGGAAAGGUCUCAUGAGCAUUAAGAAGGAGAUUAUGAAAAUUGUGGAGUUUAAGAUUGGUAAUGCGAACAAUAUCAAUUUUUGGAAGGACCACCCUUGGAUCCAUGGUUGCUUUUUACUUGAGAAAUACCCCAGAGUCAUGAUGAAAGAAGCAGCAGUCUUAAAGAACUCCAAAGUUGCAGAUCUUUGGAGACACAACAGGUGGAAUCUGCCUGACCCUAUUGGUAUGCCUACUUUAGAAGCUUGUGAGUAUAUCAAAGAGAAUUUUACCCUGAACAAUGAUAAUGAUACCAUCUCCUGGAAAGUGGUUAAAGGCUCUAACUUCAAUCCUGAAGAUAUCAACCACAUUUUCUAUGGGUGCUCUUUCACCAAGAUGAUAUGGAAUAAGCUACUGCUAAUUUGUGGUUGCCCUAGAAAUAUUAGUUCCUGGAGGAGGUUUAUAAGCUGGUUCUGCAAAAUAGCCAUAGGUAAAAAUGCAAAUGCUGCUAUCAGAAGGAACAUUAUGACUGCAACUAUUUAUCAGAUUUGGAGAUCAAGAAAUAUGAAGGUCUUCAAGAAUGAAACUCCUGUUGUCGAAGAGAAUAUUAGAAGAUUCAAGUUCAUUAUCUUAUCUAAGAUGAAUAGGGAUUGCCUACAUUUGGUGAGUCUUUGUUGUUAUGGGUUUGGCUUUAAUUCACCUGAGGCUUUUGUAACAGGUAAACUUCAGCCUUUUCCGAGUCUUCUGGCUUGUGGUUUGAGCAUUUGGCCUGAGGCUUUUGUAACAGGCUUUUGUAGCAGAAUUCCUGAAGCUUUUGUAACAGGGUUUUCCUCUUUGCUUAGUAGCUGCUUUCUGAUUCCUCUUUAG